This is a messenger RNA of Lactuca virosa, 2566 nucleotides long. The record is from the annotation of a GenBank genome assembly. NCBI's taxonomy places the organism in Eukaryota, Viridiplantae, Streptophyta, Magnoliopsida, Asterales, Asteraceae.
AUGUUUCAUGCUCAAGGAACUGCAAAACACACCUGUUGCAUGCUUGCAGUUUUAUCUGGGAGAAAUUCAAAUAAUAACAACGAUUAUGAUGUUCAUCGCACUGCCUUCAAUUUCCCCUUUCCAGAGAUCACUUCUUCUGGACGUUUAGAGGUUCAAACAUUAAACAAUCCUACCACCGACGAAUUCCGUAAGGUUCUGGAUUCUGUACAACCAAACAUCGUUUAUUUUCAAGGAGAAAGGCUUCCAAACGAUGAAGUUGGAUCUCUAUGGGAAGGUGCUGAAGACUUACCCGGACUCUUUGGUUCGUAUUUGCCCACAACAGUCUAUUUAGAAUUCCCAGAUGGUGAAGAAGUAGCAGAAACACUCCACUCAAAGGGGAUUCCUUAUGUGAUAUAUUGGAAGCACUCAUUUUCAUGUUAUGCAGCUUGCCAUUUUCGUCAUGCACUAUUUUCAGUCGUACAAAGUUCAUCUAGCCAUACAUGGGAUGCAUUCCACCUUGCACAUUCAUCUUUCAGACUAUAUUGUGUAAGAAACAACCUCGUUGGUCAAUCUGAAAAAGUCAACAUCAAAUUGGGUCCAAGUCUUCUUGGUGAUCCACCAAAGAUCAAUGUCCCCCCUCCUGAAGCACCAGGGGGUGAAGAUGACGAAGAGAAAUACCCCGAGGACCUUCCUGCAAUUAAAAUAUAUGAUGAUGAUGUGAAUGUAAGGCUUCUUGUUUGUGGAUCUACAUGCACUUUGGAUGCUUCUUUAUUGGAACCUUUAGAAGAUGGACUUAAUGCCCUCUUAAGUAUUGAAAUGCGUGGGUGUAAACUUCACAAUCGAGUUAGUGCACUUCCUCCACCCCUCCAGGCUGGCACAUUUUCAAGAGGUGUUGUCACAAUGAGAUGUGACAUUUCAACUUGUAGCUCUGCAUAUAUCUCACUUUUAGUGUCUGGAAGUGCACAGACAUGUUUUGAUGAUCAGCUUUUGGAGAAUCAUAUAAAAAGUGAAGUCAUUGAAAAAACUCAAUUAGUUCAAGCAAUAUCAAACUUUGAAGAAAAUAAGGUUUCUUUAUCUGAGCCUCGUGGGUCCGCUUCAAUAGCUUGUGGGGCCACAGUAUUUGAAGUUUCCAUGAAAGUCCCUUUAUGGGCUUCACAGAUUUUGAGGCAAUUAGCACCAGAUGUUUCAUACAGAAGUUUUGUUGCACUUGGUGUUGCAAGUGUUCAAGGGUUAGCAGUUGCUUCAUUUGAAAAAGAUGAUGCAAACCGAUUACUUUUUUUUAGUAAAAAUCAAGAAAACAAUUCCCAUUUGAACAUAAUCACCCCUCCAAUUCCCACAUGGAUGAAACACCCACUUCCAAGUAGAAAAAGAUCCUUCACAAAUCAAGAAAUGGGUCCCGGUGUUCGUGUUAAUAAUAAUGGUCUGAUUCCGGGGAUCAAAGGAAUGGAAUCAGUAAACGGGAAUGUAAUCAGACAGAAACCAAAAGUGGCUGCAUUGAGGCCAAUUCCACACAUUCGACACCAAAAAAUGUUACCUUUUGCUGGGAUUUCAGAGGUAAAUGGACAUGAGUUUGGAGGACAAGUGAAGACAAAUGUUUCAUUAGCACCCUCCAACAAACACAAUAGUGCAGGAUCAGCCCCUGUGACUCAUCGGAAGUCAUUAUCUAGCUCUUAUCAAGCAAAACAGUUAAUUUCAUUAAACCCCCUUCCAUUAAAGAAACAUGGUUGUGAUAGAAGUCCAAUUCAUGUUUGUUCCGAGGAGGAGUUUCUGAAGGAUGUGAUGCAGUUCUUGAUACUUCGAGGGCAUAAUCGUCUUAUUCCUCAAGGUGGACUUGCUGAGUUUCCUGAUGCAAUACUCAAUGCAAAGCGUUUGGAUCUUUAUAAUUUAUAUAGAGAGGUGGUUUCAAGAGGUGGCUUUCAUGUUGGCAAUGGAAUCAAUUGGAAAGGGCAGGUUUUUUCAAAGAUGCGGAACCACACAGUUACCAAUAGAAUGACGGGUGUUGGAAAUACACUUAAGAGACAUUAUGAAACGUAUCUUUUGGAAUAUGAAUUGGCACAUGAUGAUGUGGAUGGGGAGUGCUGCUUGUUGUGCCACAGUAGUGCAGCCGGUGAUUGGGUGAACUGUGGGAUAUGUGGUGAGUGGGCCCAUUUUGGUUGUGAUAGAAGGCAGGGUCUUGGUGCAUUUAAGGAUUAUGCAAAGACAGAUGGAUUAGAGUACAUAUGUCCUCAAUGCAGCAUCUCUAACUUCAAGAAAAAAUUACCCAAAACGCCCAACGGAUAUUCUUGAACAAUUGAAAUGAUUCUUACUUGUAAUUUUUUUUUUUUUUUUUUUUUUUCUUUUUUUUUUUUGCUCUUGUUAUUCUAGGGUAUGUUUGUAGUAUGUCUACAUGGGGUUUAAAAGCCCAUUUGUUAUGAGGAAAGAUAGGAGAAGGGGAGUGGAUUGGUUGGUUUAAUGAGGGGUAUUCGUGUAAUAUAUGUAUAUUUUUGGGCAUAUUUACCAUUUUGUAGUAGUUGUAGUAUCUCAUAUCAUGUUCUUAAUUCUUAUAUAAUAGUGCAUGUAUUUUAACUACUCUCAAAAUGUCCAUGGG